UAAAAGCACCAGCUAAGAAAAAGCCGCUUUCAUUCAUUCGUUCGUAAAGCUUCCUCUACGAGCUUCCCUCGUCCUUCCUGAUUUCGAAUGCCCGCCAGAAGCUCGACGGUGGGACCCCGAACGCGAACUCUCCUCUCCUCCGCCGCGAUCAAAUGCCAAAGAAGCAGAGGGUGCCGGAGGUUCUCUGGCGCCUCUUCGGCGGCCGGGCGCGGCCCCUUCUCCAAAUGAUCGUGUCACUGCUUCCUCCUCCGCCACCGCUCGCUGCUGCCAUUUGCGAGAGAUGCGCCCGGUGCAAAUGGAGACGUUGCCUCGGCUGCAGCUGCGGAGUGGGGGAAGCAGAGGCCGCGUCGUUUCUCCUCAGACCAGACGACCCGCAGGACUAUCGGAAGCUCCUCAGUCAGUGCUUCGUCGUCGUUGACGACAAUGUACCUCCCUACUCUGGCGGCUACGAUGUCGUCAUCGUCCGUACUCAGCGCCAGAUCGUAGUGAAUGUGAUUAUGAAGCUGCGUAUGGAGAAUACGCCUUCGGCAAAUGUGAUAUGCAAUGGUUAUGAUAAGCUUGACCGGACAAGUGCUACUUUAGAACUUUUAGCAAGUUCAGCCUGGUGCCUUCUUUCAGAAAGGGCCGGUGGCCCCUUCAUGAGUUAUCUCCUUAGCAAUGCAUCAAUAUUUCUGCCAAUGUCUGGUGUGAAAUAUUGUCAGGUGGCUGGACCUCCUAUAACCAGAUUGAGGCAUAAACUGUACAAGCCUACAUCAGACUGUUUUUUUCAACAUCCUUCAGUCAUCCAAUCUGGAGUUCAAAAGAAGAGAAGAGUUGGAAAUCAAUCAAGAUUUUCUAGUGAUGGUUGCUCUAUUAGUAAAAGUGGCACCGAGCCAGAAGAGCAUGUUGAUAAGAAUGGGGAUAACCAGAUCAGUGUUGUCGCAACAACAAUUGGAAGAAAUAUUGAAGAAGCUACUAAUAAUGGAUUGCAAGGAAACUAUAAUCAGAUCAUAGCCAAGGAUAGAAAGCGUAGGAGACCAUUUAGCUGGCAGCGGCGCAGAAAGAAAAGAAGACUGGAAGUUGCAGAAGUUGCUACUGCCUCUUCCAGCGUAUUGUGUGAGGACACACUUAGUUUGCCUGCAAAGCAUCAUUGCAGCUCAAAAUUCACAUUAAAGAAGAUGCCAAUGUUUUGCUCAUGCUGUUUGCAAUUACAAGCUAUCGGAAAAUCCUAUCAAGGGGCUCAAAUUCAGAGAAAAAGUGUUUUCUAUAAUUUGGAGAGUUCUUCCUCUGGUUUCCCGAAAAGCCAUGAACUAAAUCUCUUGAAGCCAGAUUUUGCUGGUUCAGUGUCUCUUCUUUGCAAAAUUUUUGACUUGUAUAAUGUAGAUUCUCUUGCCCAAUCAAUCAAAUGCUUCCACAAGGCUGCUUUUUGUGGCAAUCACUCAUCAUGCCUGUAUCAUUCAACGGUCAACUUGCUCAAGACUCUUAUUCGUAGGAGUAGGUCCUGCCAAUACUCGAGGUUACUGGAAAAGCAUUGUGCUCCUCCAUUAUCAGAUAAAGAUACCUCUGCCAAAGUGGCCAACAUAUCAGAGGGUAAUGGGCUCAAGAAAAAGUUUCUGGAAUCCACAGACUUAGAGGAUAUCAACUCAUACUGCUCAAAAAGUCAAGUAGUGUCAUUCGUAUGGGCUGUUUGCAGGAGUAUAGUUCCUCCGGAACUGCUGGGAACUCCAUCUAAUUGGAGAAUUUUAAGGAGAAACAUAUACAAGUUUAUUGAACUCCGGAGAUUUGAGAAAUUUUCACUAAAGCAGUGUUUGCAUAAGUUAAAAGCUUCAACAUUUACAUUUUCAGCAGACCCGUCCUCCUCAUGGCAGUACAAUUGUCUGAUGCUUCAGAAUGAAGGGGCCCACAAUGUAGAAGAACAUAAAAGGUGCACUGAGCUGAGAGAAAUAAUGUCAAAUACAAGGCAUAAAAUGUUGGAAAGAUGGAUUUAUUGGUUCUUUUCAUGUCUCGUUGUGCCGCUUCUACGAGCCAACUUUUAUGUCACUGAAAGUGAACAUGGGAAACAAGAGGUAUACUAUUAUCGCAAAUCAACAUGGAAGAAGCUGACAAAUGGAGCUAUGGGUAGCUUAACAGGCCAGAUGUUUAGUAGUUUAGAGGAUGCAGCUGUUCGAAACAUUGUGGCUAAAAGAUCUUAUGGGUUCUCAAAGAUCAGAUUCCGACCAAAGAAAAAUGGGCUAAGGAUGUUGGUCAAUCUCAAAUCUCCGUCAUUUAUGCCAGUGCAGUGGUCCUCUGUCUGUGCUCAAUCUGGUGAAAGUGUGAAGACCAGGAGACUGCAUCGAACGUUACACAAGUUUAAGCGUUCCAAAUCUGUGAAUUAUUUUCUCCAUGAUACCUAUGCUGUUCUGAAAAGUCUAAAACAAAGGGAACCAGAGAGGUUGGGCUCCACAGUGUCUGAUUACAAUGAUGUUUAUAGAAAGCUUUGUCCUUUCCUCCUUGGUUUGAAGAAUGGAGGAUCUCUCAUUCCUCCAGUAUAUGUUGUUGUUUCUGAUGUGGUAAAAGCUUUCGAUUCUGUGGACCAGGAUAGGCUUCUAAGCAUAAUGAAAGACGUGAUUACAGGACGUGUGUAUACUCUGGCAGAAUCAUGUGAAAUGAAUUGCAGUAGGAAAUCCUUGUGGGUUCGCGACAAGUUCUUUUCCGCUGAUAUAGAUGCCAUAGCCAAGUCUUUUCAUGGGGUCAUCAUCAACCAGGUAGUCCUGGCCUACUUGCCGUUGCUUUAUCAUGCACAAAAUCUCGGCCUGCAGAUCGGAUCCAAGUCCGUAAAAAGGCAAGAGAUCUUGUUUAAUCUGAAUGAGCAUAUCAAACAUAAUAUCUUGCUGUUUCAUAAAAAGUUCUACUUGCAACGGAUUGGUAUCCCUCAAGGAAGCGUUCUGUCUCCUCUUCUUUGCUCAUUCUACUUCGGGUAUCUUGAGCAAAAUGUGAUCCUUCCAUUCCUGGAGAAAGCUCCUGAACCUGUGGUUGAUGAUUCAUCUACCACAAAGAGCUGCCCUGGAACUCUUAAUGCUCUUCACUUGGAGGAUGAAUCUGCAUGUUCUUCUCGCUUUCUGCUGCUUAGAUUUACUGAUGACUUCCUUUUCCUAUCAACAUCAAGAGAGCAGGCAGCCAGUCUUUUAUCAAGGCUAAGGAGAGGCUUUCGUGAAUUUAACUGCCAAAUGAACGAGAAGAAAUUCUCGGUAAAUUUUGAUGAUGGAUAUACGCCAAGGACCCAGUCAAACAGGGCUGAUAUUAGCGUGGAUGGUAUUCAAUUUGUUCAUUGGGGUGGACUGCUGUUAAAUUCUUGUACUCUUGAGAUUCAGGCAGAUUACUCAAGGUACUUGAAUAACCAUUUGCAGUCCACGCUCACAGUCUGUUGGCAGGGAAAACCUGCAUCUCGUAUCAGGGCAAGGUUGUGUGACUUCCUUAGGCCCAAGUGCCAUGCGAUAUUCUUUGAUUCAAAUAUAAAUUCAGCAGCUGUUGUCCGAUUAAACGUCUAUCAAGUGUUCGUGCUAUGUGCUAUGAAGUUUCACUGCUAUGUUCGCGACUUGUCCUACAUUUGCAAGUUUACUCCGAGAUUCUAUUUUAACAUAAUCAGAAGUUCCUUCAGAUAUAUGACAAAGUUGAUACACAGGAGAAUGCGCACUCGAUAUCUUCCCAAUAUCCGCCCAGUUCUUGAGUUGAAGAAAGGAGAAGUUGAGUGGCUCGGUUUGGUUGCUUAUGUAAGAGUGCUGAAAAGAAAGCAGUCGUUGCAUAAGCAGUUGCUCGCAUCACUCAGGUCUCGGCUGUUAAAACACAGGAUCUCGGGGAGUAUUUCACCUGAAUUGAGCUAUGCGGUCGAUAGUCGCCAUUCUUCUGUGAUCUGGAAGGUGCAAUAUUGAUAAUGCCACAGAUCAGAUGUUCUCUGGGAGAAGGUCGCGACCUUUUCGAUUAUUCUCUUAACUGGGAUUCCUUCCAUUUGAGGGUUGAAUUGUUAGUAACCAUGCAAUCGAUGGUAUGAUGGGUUUUGUAAAGCCGUUGGUAACCUGUUGGUGGAAUGAGACCACAAAUUUGAUGCUUUUGCUAGACUUCAUGUUUAUUUAACCCCUUUUGAUUUCGAGGUCGUUGGAUAUUAUCAUUAUAUGGUGCUUGAAAUUUACUGGAGAUGUAUAUGAUUCGAACUCGAGACUUCUCAAAGUUACAGAGAUUGUGCUGUGCUCAAACGGCAAAAGCUUCUCUA
Molecule: messenger RNA, 4225 nt
Organism: Punica granatum (pomegranate)
Lineage: Eukaryota; Viridiplantae; Streptophyta; Magnoliopsida; Myrtales; Lythraceae
Source: RefSeq, a predicted model, not a curated record